GCAGAAGAAGGCCCAGCCAUGUGACAUGGAAUUCUGGAUCCUCUUUCCUUCUUUGACAAUCCUGGAAAGACUGAUGUGAAGCCUGCAGCUUCUGAAGGUGCCAACCACCAAGAGCAGCAUGGAGCUCUUAUAUACAAACUCCUUCUAGCAGGUGUGAAUGUUGCAUCCUUCCUCUUGGGUUUACAAUUCUCUCCUCAGUCUCAGUCACUGCCUUAGUGUACCACUAAGAAGUGCAGCCCACUUCUCCCCUCCACCUCCUCCUUUCCAUCAUGAUGACAUCACCCUGGGGAAGAGAAGCAGUGCAGAGCUUCUCACUCCCAGGAAAGCCUCUUCUCCGCCAAGACCAUGAAGCUCUGUGUGGCUGUCCUCUCUCUCCUUGUGCUAGUGGCUGCCUUCUGCUCUCCAGCGCUCUCAGCACCAACGGGCUCAGGCCCUCCCACUGCCUGCUGCUUCACUUACAUCCCAUGGAAACUUCCUUGCAACUUUGUGAUGGAUUACUACAAGACCAGUAUCCUUUGCUCCCAGCCCACCACGGUAUUCCAACCCAAAAAGGGCAGACACGUCUGUGCCAACCCCAGUGAGGCCUGGGUCCAGGAAUACAUGAAUGACUUGGAACUGAACUGAGCCACUCCAGGGACAGGGGCAGCAGGUCUCCAGGAAAGGUACCUGAGCCUGACACUUCUCACUGAGACACACCCUCUCCAUGU
Molecule: messenger RNA, 707 nt
Organism: Myotis daubentonii (Daubenton's bat)
Lineage: Eukaryota; Metazoa; Chordata; Mammalia; Chiroptera; Vespertilionidae
Product: C-C motif chemokine 4-like
Biological process (GO): eosinophil chemotaxis; inflammatory response; chemokine-mediated signaling pathway
Cellular component (GO): extracellular region
Molecular function (GO): CCR chemokine receptor binding; chemokine activity
Source: RefSeq, a predicted model, not a curated record